Molecule: messenger RNA, 4238 nt
Organism: Monomorium pharaonis (pharaoh ant)
Lineage: Eukaryota; Metazoa; Arthropoda; Insecta; Hymenoptera; Formicidae
Exons: 10
Coding region: 656-3547 (963 amino acids)
Molecular function (GO): sequence-specific DNA binding
Source: RefSeq, a predicted model, not a curated record
UGAAUUUGACUAGAAUGUGUAAUUUCAUAAAUUGAUAAUUUAAUGAUACUAAUGCUCAGAUACAUAUGCAAGAUUCCCCCCGCCCUUCCCGCUUCCGAAAAAUAAUAGUAAUGUAAUUCUCGAAAAACAUUAUUUAUGUCCAAAUUUUUUUGUAAUUAUGAUCAAUUCUGAAAUUGCCGCGUAUUUAGCGCGAACGGCAAUUGGCCGAUCGACCGUGUACAAAGCCGACCAAUCGAAUCUGUUCACAUACAACUAACUUUGAAAUCGUCAACGUCGGAUCGCGCGAAAUUCUUGUCUUUCAUUUGUUAAGGGACAUGAUUCUUUCUCCGCGUGUUUUUCUAUAAUUUUCCGCUCGCCUUUUCUUCGAAGUUCGAAUACGUGACUAUUUUCGUUUUAAUUUGAAGAAAUGUCCGCGACGCUUUAAUCCAACGGAUUGUUUAUUGUUUAUUUUCGGAGAGUUGUGUUCGGGAGAAAGCCGGAAUCGAGAAGGGCCAAGAUCGGUCAAGAUCAGUUCAUGUAUCGACAGGAUGCGACUUGAGAGUUGAGCGACGUGAGGAUCACGCCAAGUUUUAUACGCAAAAUUUGUAGGAUUUGUCUCGCUCAUUUCCAAGUAGAAACUACAGUGUGAUAAAUUGUGAUAGUAUUGUAUUAAAAAAUGGAAGUAACUGAAUCUAACACACGUUGCUGCUAUGCACCAGGUUGCAUGCAAAAUAUAAAAAUAAUGAGGCGACAUUUCUUUCGAUUUCCAAAAGAAAGAAAAAGAUGGUUAGAGUGGAUUAAAGCAUGUAACAGAAUGGACUUGAUAACAAUAGGCCCGGAAUAUGCUAAUCGAUAUUUUCGGUUAUGCCAUUUACAUUUUCGAGUAGAAAUGUUUCGAAAUAUAGAGGGAAGAAUUUAUCUUAGUAAAGAAGCUGUUCCAACGAUAUUUUUGAAGCCAUUACAAACAGGAGAUGAUUCAUCUACAACUUUGUAUCAACCAUUUUCCUUUGUAACUAUAUUUUUGAAGCCAGAGACCAGAAAUAAAAAUUUAUCAGAUUUAUCGCAAUCUGAAGUAUCUCAAAUGUAUUCCAAGAAAUCCGAGACAGGAGAUACGACUAUAAUUUCACCAUUGCAAGUAGUUUUCCCAAGAGCAACUAUAAAACAGGCAUAUGAGGAUAGAAAUGAAUCAUCAACUCAGCCAACGUUGUUGGAAAUAAAAUCGGAGAUUGACGGAGUGACACAGAGUACAUAUGCAACAGGACAAUUUGUCAAAGAAAUAUAUCCGAAUGGAACAGCAUCGACAUCGUCGCAAGUAUCGGCAUGUGGAACGUCUUCCUCAAAGGAGGAAUAUAAUAAUAUAGAUUUCAUAGAUUUAACAUCUUCGGACUUUCCGGUAUCAUCAACAGUGUCAACAUCGUCAAAAACAGCAGUAGUUUCAACGCAGCAAAAUUGUGACAAGAAAUUAAAAAGAAAACAUUGGAACAUUGCGACACAGACGCCAAACGCGUGGGUGUACAUCGACUCUUUCCUUCGAGGGAAGAGACAGCAGGAAAAAUUCGAGACUCGUGAUGAUCCAGUCGCAAAGCGGAGGAAGACACUCGGCGCGGAAAACGAAGAUUAUCGCAUGAACGUGGAUCAAUUUAAAACUGCGUGUACAGAUUUGCUACCGCGUAAUUCUGCUCUGUUAAUCUUGGCGUGCAUCAAUGCUCGCGAGAAGCCUAAGGCUAGAAAGAGUUUUAAGUACAGGCAAUUCGCGCUCGAGUUGUUCUUCAUGGCAUCGGGUGCAUACAGAUUUUACCGACCGUUAUGCUUGCUGCCCACAGUGCGCCAAAUGUGGAGACAUAUUCGCAAUUGGGAUAUCCCGCCCGGCUUGAACGACAACGUGUUCAAUGCGUUGCGUUUAAAACUGAAAUCGCUGCCGUCGACGGAGAGACAUUGUUCUUUAUGUGUGAAUGAGAUGCAGCUGAGGCCGAACCUUUUUUACAAUUUAUCGCGCGAUAGAAUCGUCGGUUUCCAUGACACUGGUACGGAGAAGCGGCGCACGCUAGCGAGAAAAGUCUUUGUGAUAAUGGCAUGUAGCUUGGCUGGCGAUUGGGAACAGCCCGUUGCUUACUAUUUCCAUGGUGGCACAUUUUGCACCGAAACUUUGAAGAAUCUGAUAUUUCAAGCGAUAAUUAGAUUGAUGACCAUCGGUGCAACUGUGCACGCUUUAAUUACCAAUACUUCCCCAACAUUUCUACGACUAUCGCGGAAAUUAGGAAUCUCCGCGGAACGCCCAUCAUUUCUGGUAAAUGACGAAAAAAUAUUUUACGUUUUUGAUGUCGCACGACUAAUCAGAAUAACGAGAAACGUGCUCAGGAGUUAUGAGCUCCGCUUCCGCGAGAAGAGGGCCUUGUGGAUGGAUAUCGAACUGUUUUUCAGACGUGACAGUCAGAUGCGACUGUCGCUGGCCCCUAAAUUAUCCCUAAGUCAUCUCGAUCCCAAUGGAUGUCAAAAGACGGAAACCAAGUAUGCCGUUCAGAUAUUCAGUAGCAGCAUAGCCGCAGGUCUAAGCGCAUACAUCGCAUCCGGCGAGUUACCACUGGAAACAAUCGGAACGAUGGAGUUUAUACACAAUUUCGAUCAGCUGUUUGACAUCUUCAACUCCUCCACAUCGACAAAAUCGAAUAUUAAAAAUUUCGGACAAGCUUUCACAGGUAGCAUGCACGAAAUGAGUUUCUUACAUCAAAGUCUCGACUUUCUGAAGUCGAUUAAAAUAAUGGACAGGAAUGGCAAGUGCGUCAAGUCGAUUAAGUGUUUUGAUCGUUGGCAAGUCACGAUCAACGCAGUUAUUCAAUUGUGGAAUGUGUUGAAGGAACAUCAGAUCCUUUCUCUCUAUACAAGAAGAUUGAAUCAGGAUGGCAUGGAGCGCGUUUUUCGUUCUAUUAGACGACAAAGCGGAAAUCGCGUCAAACCCACGCCUAUACUGUUUACUCACGCAUUUAAAAAUCUUGUCAGUAAGCACUUCCUCGAGCAUUCAAGCGGAGGCGAUUCCGCUGUGAACGGGCGGAAGAUGCUCAAGCGAAUAGCGUUAUCGUCCCCGUUGGAGUUAUCCUUGAUGACUGACGAGGUUUCACCUACAACUCGAGUAGUUUUGAACGUCGCGGCGACGAAUUAUCGCAAUUUUGAUUUGCGGCUACCUGAGAAAAGUGCGUUUAAACGCGUGUGCGAGUUUCUGCUCAAUGAAUGUUUGCAAGUGCACGUUAAUUGUGACGUGUGCAUCGCUUAUGUCGCUAAGGAAGGUAACCACAGCAGAGACGCCACGAGCUCCUUCAAUCUCUACAUUUCCAGCCUCGAAGACACAUUUAUGCGCAAUUUCGAGACGCUCUCUAUCGAGGAAAAUCUCGGCGCGCAGAUACUGCAGCUCGCGCAGAAGGUUGAGUACAAACCGCCCUGUCCAGAUUUCCCAGUCAGUUUACUGGUCAAAUUGUUUCUGCGUAUGCGAAUAUAUUUUACGUUAUCGCGACAUAACAAGAUUUGCAAGAACAUAGACACCCCACGUAGCUCUUUAAAUGUGAUACAGCUAUGAACUGCUCAUUUUUAUUGUGUUAUCUGUGUUCAGAUUUUAUUGUUUGUAUUGAUUACUCUAUUGUUUUUUGUAAUACUGAUUAACAGUAUUAUUUUUUAUGAUAAAUAUUAUAGCAUUUAAAAGCAAGGAUUUAAUGCUACAUUUCCGCUCAAUAUGCAUAAGUUUUCGAAUUUUAUGAUUAUUUGCACAAAAAAGCGUAUUAAACGAAUAGAUUCGUGUUGAAUAUAAGUAUUUACUGAGAGUAAAUCGCCGGAUAUGUAACGAAUCCAUAUAUUUUUAACUAAUAUUGCAACAGUCCCUUUUGACAUUGUUUAAUUAAUAAUUAUCUUGCAUGUUACAUUUAACCGAAAAUAUUUCAUUCGUAUUAUCGAAAGUAUUUAAUACGAAAUUAAAAUUUGACGUUAUUAAUAUCAUUUAUUGUCUUUUUAGUUUGUUUCUUUAUCAAAAAGUAUUCUUUAAUGAAAAAAUUAUAUAUGAAAACUUGGAGUUUUAUUUUAAGAUAGGACAUAAGCUUCAAUAUUAAGGAUAAACUUUGUAAUAUUGAAGAUAGUCUUCAGAGCAUUAUACAUUUUUUUUGUAUUUUUAAUUUUGUGUCUUAUGUUUUUUGUUUUUUUCUGUUACUGUAUUAAUCAUUCUUAUAAUCAUUCCUUCACCACGAGAGUAAAAAAAUAAUGAUGAGCUUGAAACAAUU